AUGGUUAAGACUACGUACGCAUUGACGCUCUUCGCGGCGGUUAGCUUGGCUGCUCCCAUCCCCAACCCGGAUGGCAGUGGGAACCUCGUUGGCGCCGGCGCCGAUAGCGCGCUUGGAGGUGCUGUGCAGCAACUCACCCAUACUCUUGGUAUGCGUGACACCAAGAAGACUGGAAAUCAGCACAAGAACCUCAUCGAGGAGAUCCCUAUCAUUGGAAAGAUGCUUGGAAACAAGCACGACGCCAAGCGCGACACCUCUGAUAAGAAUGCAGAGCACAAGAACCUCAUCGAGGAGAUCCCAAUCGUCGGAAGCCUCCUAGGAAAAAAGCAUGAAAGCCAACGCCGAGGGCUCGGUGGUGGUGGCUUGAGCAGCCUGCCAAUUGUCGGUGGUGUAUUUGGCGAGCACCAACACUCUGGAGGUGACAAUGGCCUGACUGCUUCUCGUCGAAGCAUCAACCAGAACUACCACCAGAACGAGGGCCAAAAUGCUGGCCAAAACGAAGGUCAGAAUGAGGGUCAGAAUGGUGGCCAAAAUGAGGGACAAAACGAAGGCCAGAAUGCUGGCCAAAACGAAGGUCAGAAUGAAGGCCAAAACGACGGUCAGAACGACGGUCAGAACGAAGGCCAGAACAAUGGUCAAAACGAGGGUCAAAACGAUGGUCAGAAUGAUGGCCAGAACGAAGGUCAAAACGACCUCCAAAACUUCCUCCAAAACUUUGGCCAAAACAGCAAGCGUGACUUGAGCCAGUUGAGCAGCUUGCCGAUCGUGGGCGAGCUCUUUGGAAAGAGCAAGGACCAGGAGAAGUCUGGCCACAAACAGACUGAUGCUCCCGCCAAGCAGGUCACCACCCGUGCGGCGCCUGGCCACUCCCAGGGCAUCUUCGGUAUCUUGCAGUCUCUCACCAGCGGUGGUCCUGAGACCAAGUCCCACGCCAAGCGUGGCUUCACCCCAGAUUCGACCACUUUCGAGGACGAAAAUGGAAACCCCAUUAACCAGAACCCCAACGGUACUAAGGACAAGAAGGAGAAGGAUGCCAAGGACUCAAACAACCUCCUUGCUAACCUGAUGGGCCCUGAGGGCCUUGGCUCCAUUAAGGGUAACGCCCAGCACGGCGUUGGACUGUUCCCCGCUCGUCGUGACACCGCGGCGAUUGAGGCUCGUGAGGCUCCUAUCCAGGGCUCUACCCUCACUGAUGUUUUGUUCUCUGGUGGCGCCCUCGGAAAGCUGAGCCACGUACUCACCCCCGGAGCUCCUGAGAAGAAGCCUGGUGAGAGCUCCCCCAAGCAGGUCGGCGACGGUAGCCAGUCUGGCCCACCUGACCCUGCUUCCGGUGCCGGCCCCCACUCUGGACCUGGUCUUGCCGCUGAGCAAGAGGAAACCGCAAAGAAACCCGCACCCUCUGCCUCUUCAUAA
This is a messenger RNA of Penicillium brevicompactum, 1413 nucleotides long. RefSeq lists its product as uncharacterized. The record is from RefSeq and is a predicted model, not a curated record. The coding region runs from base 1 to 1413 and encodes 470 amino acids. The transcript is spliced from 7 exons. Lineage: Eukaryota; Fungi; Ascomycota; Eurotiomycetes; Eurotiales; Aspergillaceae.